AUGACCACCAUCUGGGCUACACACCAGUACCCAGGGUUUCCUCUGUGUCCCAAGAUCAAGUCCGUUCCCAGGUCCUGGCUGCCCAAGAUUCAGUGUCAAGCUGUGACGCAGACAUGCCCUUGUGUGGGAGCAUCCCUGUGCAGUCUGUGUGUGCCCAGUCGCUUUGUUGGGAGAUCUGGAUCUGAAGUGUGCACGAGCUGCAUCUUCCACCAGGUGGGCUGGCAGUCACCGCUUUGGUGGAAGCUACAGCUGGAGCUGGAGGAGCUGCACCCAGAGCCAGGCAUGAGCCAGGGCUUCUUCUGUGUUCAGUGGCCACUAGUGCCAUAUUGGGGGUCAGCAAAAGGCCCAAAGGGAAGAUUAACGGGAAACAAGAACCCAGACCAGUGGUUUCCUAAGUCAGCUCCUCCUGGGCGCAAGUCAGACUUAAAACAAGAAGUCUUUUCAACACACACAGACCAAGAUCAGAUGUCUUCCGUGGCUGAACUUGCUGGUCUCUGCACCAUGGGAAACGGAUAUGUACAGCUGCUGCCAGCCCCAGGAUUCUUGAUGUUGCUGUUUUUGCCAUUGGGAUCCGCAGCCCUGAGCAUUACACACACCAAGGAGUGUGAUUCACACAUGAAAGGGUCCUGUGGAUUAUAUGCAGAUUGCAUGGACAAGAAAGGGAGCUACUGCAUGUGCAACCCAGGAUACAAGCUUGCUUCUGAGGCAGCAUUGUUCAGGAAUGAGAAUAAGAAUAAGUGUCAAGAAGUCUUGGUGCUGCUGCUGUUGACAUUAGGAUCUGAAGGCCACAGCCCUAGAGAGAUCUCAUUCCCCAUCUGGACCAAACCCCCAGGAAUCAAGAGCCAGAGGCUUUCCCACUUCUUUAACAGAGUCCAGGAUCUCAGUGGAAGCUUCAUGUCAAACUCUGUCCAGAACACUAUCCAGGACCUCAUACAGGAGGUGGAUGAAAUGUUGGAGAACCCCGGGGACCUGAAAACCCUGCCCCUCUCUGAGCAGCACAUUGUGGCCAAUAACCUCCUCUUUGGCCUGGAGAAUGUCCUGAGAGGGCUGAGCAAGGCCCUGCCCAAUGGGUCAUUGACCUUCAGUUCAUCUGCAGGCACAGAACUGUCCCUGAAGGUGUUGGAGGAAGAAGACAGGAAUAUCACCUUGAUUGAGAAUCAGACAAAGAUGAUGCUGACCUGGGAUACAGUGCAUGAAUCUGACUCAGGUGCUAUGGUGGUGGGCCUUGUCUCCACCCCAGGGAUGGGAAAGUUGCUGGAUAAAGUCCCUCUGAUCCUGGAUACUGAGGAACAGGCAGAUCUGCAUGAGACACACCAGGGUUUCCUGCAGAAAAUCUCCCCCAUCCUGCUGUCAGAUGUCAUAACCGUCUUUAUCAGCAACAAUAACACCCAGAACCUCAGCUCCCCAGUCACCUUUGUCUUCCAGCAUGUGAGUCCUGUGAACCCCGGGCCAAGGGCAAAGGUGUACUGUGCCUUCUGGGAGCAUGACCAUAAUGGAAGUGGUCAUUGGGCCACCAAAGGCUGCAGGAUGGUGGGCACCAGUGACAAUGGCACCAGAGACAACAGCACCAUCUGCCAGUGCACCCAUCUCAGCAGCUUUGCCAUCCUCAUGGCCCACGAUGACAUGCAGGAGGAGAAUCCUGCACUGACGGCGAUCACCUACAUGGGGCUGAGCCUCUCUCUGCUGUGCCUCUUCCUGGCGGCCCUCACCUUCCUGCUAUGCAAAGCCAUACAGAACACCAGCACCUCCCUCCACCUGCAGCUCUCGCUCUGCCUCUUCCUGGCUCACCUGCUCUUCCUAACAACCAUCGACAGAACUGAGAUCAAGGUGCUGUGUGCCAUUGUUGCAGGUGCCUUACACUAUCUCUACCUGGCCUCCUUCACCUGGAUGCUGCUGGAGGGCCUGCACCUCUUCCUCACUGCACGCAACCUGAUGGUAGCCAACUACUCCAGAGUCAACAUGUUCAUGAAGAAGCUCAUGUUCCCAGUGGGCUAUGGAGUCCCAGCUGUGAUUGUGGUCAUUUCUUCAGCAUCCAGGCCUCAUCUUUAUGGAACACCCACCAGAUGCUGGCUCCACACAGACGAAGGAUUUAUAUGGACCUUUCUUGGCCCCGUCUGCACCAUCUUCUCGAUUAAUUUAGCUUUCUUCCUGAUAACCUUCUGGAUUGUGAAAAACAAGCUCUCCUCACUCAACAGUGAUGUGUCCACUCUCCGGAACACUAGGAUGCUGACAUUUAAAGCCACAGCUCAGCUCUUCAUCUUGGGAUGCACGUGGUGUCUGGGAAUCCUGCAGGUGGGACCAACUGCCCACAUCAUGGCCUACCUCUUCACCAUUAUCAACAGCCUGCAGGGUGUCUUCAUCUUCCUGGUGUACUGCCUCUUCAGCCAGCAGGUCCAAGAGCAAUACAGGAAAUUGUUCAAAAGGAUCAAGAAAAUCAAAGCCGAGUCUGGGGAAUACACAUUGUCCAGCAAGGUCAUGUCCGAUCCCUCUAAACACAGUGUGGAGAAUUAAAUUAACAGCUAAACCAGGUGAUCUUGUAUCCUGAAUGGCAAGGAAAAUUUUGAACUGUCAUCUCUGCACAAAACUUUUAAAAAUACUUUAUCAUCUGUGUUACAAGUAACUCUUCAUGGAGCUAUUAUGGAAUGAAGUAUGAUGGGAAUGUUGAUAUUUAGAUUGAUGGAGAAUUUGGGGGGUUUGCUGCAUAUGGUAUGCUCACCUCACUCCCAGCAUAUUCAGGGAGAUGUGACCCAAUUCCCAAGUUGCCUUGGAUUAAAUCGCCUGCUUUAACUUUUUUUUCUAAAAAUUUCCUAAAGUUGAAGAUAUAUGACACAAAA
This is a messenger RNA of Hippopotamus amphibius kiboko, 2834 nucleotides long. RefSeq names its product adhesion G protein-coupled receptor E2-like. The transcript is spliced from 19 exons. The record is from RefSeq and is a predicted model, not a curated record. Gene Ontology annotation, biological process: adenylate cyclase-activating G protein-coupled receptor signaling pathway; cell surface receptor signaling pathway. Bases 1 to 2511 code for a protein of 836 amino acids. Gene Ontology annotation, molecular function: G protein-coupled receptor activity. Gene Ontology annotation, cellular component: membrane. NCBI's taxonomy places the organism in Eukaryota, Metazoa, Chordata, Mammalia, Artiodactyla, Hippopotamidae.